Molecule: messenger RNA, 955 nt
Organism: Halteromyces radiatus
Lineage: Eukaryota; Fungi; Mucoromycota; Mucoromycetes; Mucorales; Cunninghamellaceae
Product: CDK8 kinase-activating protein cyclin C
Exons: 5
Coding region: 26-844 (272 amino acids)
Biological process (GO): positive regulation of transcription by RNA polymerase II
Cellular component (GO): mediator complex; nucleus
Molecular function (GO): cyclin-dependent protein serine/threonine kinase regulator activity
Source: RefSeq, a predicted model, not a curated record
UUUUUUUUUUUGUCUUUUGACGGUUAUGGCGGCAAAUUAUUGGGUUUCAACACAAAAAAAUCAUUGGUUACUUGAUCGUUGGACUUUAACUCAAAGUAGAGAAGAAGACUUGAAAUAUAUAUCAGAAUCAGAUUAUAUCAAAAUCAAAAUAUGGUUUUGUCACUUGAUUCAAAAACUUGCGAAACGAUUACAACUUAAACAACAAGUGGUGGCUACAGCUUUUGUUUAUUUUAAACGAUUUUAUACAAAAAACUCAUUACGUAUGACAGAUCCAUUACUUGUAUUGGUGACUUGUGUUUAUCUUGCUACGAAAAUAGAAGAAUGUCCUGUUCAUAUUAAAGUGGUCACUCAAGAAGCCAAACAAGCAUUUCAAGUCGACUUUGGUGGAUUCCCCUAUGAUAGUUCCAAAGUAGCGGAAUUCGAAUUCUAUUUACUAGAAGAAUUAGAAUUUUACUUGAUUGUGUGGCAUCCAUAUCGAUCUCUUACUCAUAUUUGUCAAGAACUUGGAAUGAAGGAACAAGGAUUACAAUUUGCAUGGUUUAUUGUGAAUGAUUCAUUUCGUACUGAUGUUUGUCUUUUACAUCCUCCUCAUAUGAUAGCUUUGGCUGCUCUUUAUCUCACUAUAGUAUUAAAUCAUGCUGAUUUUGUACCUGGAUCUUUAGGUGAUCGAACAGAUAUGCGUCAAUGGUUUGCUGAUCUCAAUAUACAAGUGGAAACUUUGGUGGAAAUUACUCAAGAGAUUCUAUCUAUUUAUGAAGUUUGGGCUGAUUGGAAAGAAGAAAAAAUGUUAUCACUUUGGAAAGAACUCAAGAAUAAACCAUCACCUACAAAAUCAACAACAUAAUUUAGUUUUUUAUUUAUUUUAUAUUUAUAUAUAUAUUCAUAUUGUUUUUUUUUUAUUAAAAAAACAAUGAUAUCCUUCUAAUAGAAAUAAAAAUGAAUCAUUAUCAAUCAA